AUGUCCGAUCCCGCAAAUCGCAUCGCUCUCUGGGGGACGAUUGGAACCUGGCUCAGCCCUGUUUACGGACCUGUCGUUACCUCGAUUUGGAGCUACAUGGUGGGUUUCGUGCAAUCACAUUACAAACACAACGCCCCCACUCAGGACAUCGAUCUUGAAGCUGGGGUGCCUUCCAGUGACCAGGUCCGUAAGUUGAUCGCUGAGAUUAGCCUCAAUACUCGUGCCGUCACAAAGCAUCGGGAGAAAAUUGACGAGGUCCAGCAGUCUCUGGAAGAAAUAUCAAAACUUCUGAAGCUGAAGCCCUAUGAGACUAUACCCGCGGACCCCCGUGAAACCAGUGAUAGUCCUCAUCGCCAGGCUUCCUAG
Messenger RNA from Talaromyces rugulosus, 366 nucleotides. RefSeq lists its product as uncharacterized. The record is from RefSeq and is a predicted model, not a curated record. The coding region runs from base 1 to 366 and encodes 121 amino acids. The transcript has a single exon. Lineage: Eukaryota; Fungi; Ascomycota; Eurotiomycetes; Eurotiales; Trichocomaceae.